CACUCCACCCUCACUGCACCUCUCCCGCCGCCGCAUCGCAUGCCCCUGCGCGUCUUCGCCCGCCGCCUGGCCGUGCCGGCGCGCGGCGGCCUCGUCGCCCGGCGAGCGCUGAGCAGCAGCAGCGCCGUGGGUGCGGCAGACGCAGCGGCAGCAGCGGCCCAAGCGGAGGUUGCGGCGCCGCAGGCCUCACAGCCAGAGCCGGCUCGGCGCUCGGGAGGCAUCGCCAUCCCAACGCCAAGCGCAGCAUGGGUGCCGCCGCGCGCCUUCUUCACGCCGCAGCACGCCCUGUCGCCAGUGUGGGCCCCGAGCGGCAGCGGCAGCCGGGCGCCGCCUGCCGACGCCAGCGCCCAGCGCUACGCCGAGGAGGCGCACCCCAUCUUCCGCGAAAUCUACAAGGCCUUUCCGGACCCCGAGCGCGUCUGGGCCGCCUACACGGAUCUCAUGCAGCGGCCGCUGGACGGCAGCAGUGUCGAGGAGAGCACGGCCAGCGCCGAGGCACGCAUGCGCCUGCUGCCGCUGCAUCUCUCCCUCGUGCUGCGGGCCAUUACACCCAACGUCCACUCGCGCCGUGUCGUGGCGCGGCGCGACAAGCGGCGUCGCCGCGACGAGGUCAGCGCCGAGAAGUACGCCGAUGCGAUGUCGAACGCCGACGAGCUGCGUGCGGCCGGCGAGUCGUCCGAGUCGGGCGCGGCCGGCCGAUCGUCUUACCCGCAGCCGGUGCCCAGCGCGCCGCCGCUCGUCGCCUUUCGGCCGGGCGGCCAGUUGACCACGACGCAGCGAUCCAGUUCGAUCCUCGUCGACGACACGAUUCACCAGUAUCUCACGCGAGCCACGACACUUUUUGAGCACAUGCGCCGCCUCUCCGCCGAGCUCACGACGCCGCUGGCGAGCACGAGCAGUGCGCUGCCAGACAUCGAGGCGCACCCCGACAUGGCAGACUACAACCACGUGCUCGACGUCAUUGCGCCGAGCGGCAACAUGAUGGCGCUCACGCGUCUCUGGCGCGAGAUCCAGGAGCAGAGCACAGCGGAGGAGCAGAAGCGGUAUCAGCCGCGGCGCUCGCUCCUCGGCUGGCUCUUUCCCGAUGCAGGGCCCACGCCGGCGCCGCCGCUCUUGGAGCCGAACCGCCGCACGUACCAGGCCAUGAUGUUGGGCCUCUCGCGACACCUGGCCAACUCGCUCGUGCGUUCGCACGCCGCAGCGCUGCGCGCCGGCACGCGCAGCGAGCGCAAGAAGCUGGGCAAGGCCGAGCGGCGGGCGGCGCGUAUCCAAGCGCGCGAAGAAUGGCUGCAGAGCAAGAUCAAGGGUCCGCCGCAAGUCAGGGCGCGCACGGCUGCUGAUAUCGAUGCGCGCCGUGCUGUGGAGCUGCUCGACGACAUGGCAAAGAGAGGCGUGACGCCGGACGUCGUCACGCUCGACUUGGCCGCGCGCAUGCUGCGCCUGGCUGGCCACAUGCCCGCGCUCAAGGCGCUGCUGCGCGUCAGCUACGGCGUGGACCUCGAUGCGCUCGAUGCACAGCCCGAGCGGCCGGCCGAGUCGAAGCUCACCGUGCACACGCUCAACACGAUCCUCAUGGCGCUGGGCGAGCAUGAGAGCGUGCCGAAGAUGAUCGCGGCGUACGAGACGAUUACUCGGCCGCUGCCGCGCGGCGAGCAGCUCGCAGAAGCCGCAGAGGAGGCGCCGCAGGGCAGUCUCUUCGCCAUGAAUUGGCGUGACCUGAGGCCUCGCGACGAGGCCGCGUCCGAGACGCAAGCUUCGCAGGCCGACGACGACGACGCGCCGCUGCCCUACUCGCACCCCGACGCCAUCACGCCGAACCUGACGACGUACAAGACGCUCAUCAAACACGCCUGCACGGCGCCUAAUGCCUCGCAGGUCGCCACGCCGGCGCUGGGCGACUGGGGCCGCAAGAUGGAGGAUCUGGCGCGCCAGGAGGGCCAGUACCUCUGCGUCGCGCAGUACGUGCUCGUUGAGGCUGUCGAGAGCUACGAGGAUGAGGUGCGCCGCAUGGCCGUGCAGCUGGGCGUGGGCGACGUGGAGCUGGGCGAGGAGGCGGCUCACGCGGCAAGGCUUGCCGAGGUCGAGCAGACUCGCGAGGCCAAGGCAGCGAGACGCGCGCAAGCUGCGGCCGCUGCCGAAGCUCAGGCGGCGCAGGACGCACUCGACUCUCCCGACGCACUGCAAGCAGAGACGGCGGAGACAGCUCCUUCCGGCGAGGCUUCGUCGCAGCUGGAGACUGAGCCGUCAUCACUCCACGACGCAUCGCAAGCUCCGUUGGCGCCGUUCGACGAGGCACCGCAAGCUGAGCCAUCACCGUCUGACGAGACACCCACAUCUGCCUCGUCGGAGACUGUCGCCGAGAGCUGGCUCGACGAGGAUGCGGCCGGCGAGGCCUCUGCGCCCGUCGCGCUGCCGUACUUCGACGCGCCGCACCACGCGCCAUCGCCCGAGCUCUUCGAGUCGCUCGCCUCGCUGACGGGCCGCGCGGAGCAGCAGCGCGCGCGCUGGUGGGUCGUGCGGCUACAGAAGCGGGCGCUGCUUGCGCUCUACGCCGAGCACGCCGUCGUGCAGCGGGCGCUGCAGCGGUGGGACGAGCGGCGCUUCCGCGAUGCCGAGCGCACGCGCGUGACGCAGCUGAACAAGGCGCUGAGCAAGGCGCUCAAGCACGUAGAGCGACGCAUCGACGAGCUGCACCGCGACGUCGAUGAGCGCACGGCGCACGCAGAGCAGGCGCGCUUCGUGCGCAACCAGCAGCGCAAGCGCCGCACACAGCGUGCCCAGGAGCUCAAGAGGGAGGAGCAGCGUGCGGCCGCGCUGCUGGCGGCCGAGGCCGCCGAGAAGAAGCGCCUGCGCGAGCUGGCGCGCGAGGCGUCGCCGCUGCCGCCACAGCCCGAGGCCGAGGCGGCGCCCGUGGCCCUGGCGCAAUAGACA
Messenger RNA from Tilletiopsis washingtonensis, 2931 nucleotides. RefSeq lists its product as hypothetical. The record is from RefSeq and is a predicted model, not a curated record. Gene Ontology annotation, molecular function: protein binding. The coding region runs from base 40 to 2928 and encodes 962 amino acids. NCBI's taxonomy places the organism in Eukaryota, Fungi, Basidiomycota, Exobasidiomycetes, Entylomatales. The transcript has a single exon.